Messenger RNA from Belonocnema kinseyi, 1755 nucleotides. Its product is annotated as RNA-binding protein 25-like. The coding region runs from base 116 to 1345 and encodes 409 amino acids. NCBI's taxonomy places the organism in Eukaryota, Metazoa, Arthropoda, Insecta, Hymenoptera, Cynipidae. The record is from RefSeq and is a predicted model, not a curated record. The transcript has 9 exons.
UGGAGAUUACAUUCGCGUUACAUUGCAGUUUCGUUAUGAGUUACGUUGUUCGCUUGCUUAUGCAGCUGUGAUAUAUGUCGAAUUUUUAAAUCAGUUUUUAAUCAAUUGUGAAGAAAUGAGUCGAACCUCUUCAGCAUCAUCGUCAAUUAAGGAUCAUCAUCAUCGUCUUCAACGCACACGAAUUGAAGAAACGGACAAACGAAGAGAAGCAUGGCUAAUGCAGCAAGAAAGAGAGAGACAGCAUGAAAUACGUAAGAAACGAAUGAUUUUGGAGUAUGAAUUAAAAAGAGUAGCAAUGCUGAGUUCUAAGGAGGUAUCAAGAAGCUCGUCGCAUCAAAGACGAAGAGAGAGCAGCAGAAGCAUAUCUUCAAGUCAUGAAAGUAUCAGGAGUCGAAAAAAACAGAGGCCUUCCGAACCUUACGUUAUGUCACAAAAGAUGGAAUCGGGCAACGGAAGUUCACCCUUAUUCAGAGGCCCCGACAGACGAACAUUCAGCUUAAUGGAAUUUCGCCGCAUCAAAGUUGACAUACAUCGGAAUAUCCCUGGAGUAACUGCUACAUAUAGUAAACUUCAACGUAAUAUUACUAGUUUUGAGGAGAUCACAUUGAAAAGACGAAAGGAUGAAGGUGUAAAACCCAUAUUUGAUCGAGAGGAAUUAAGAUUGCCUGAGAGAACUACCAAAGAGGAAGUGGAAGAAUUUCGUACGGUUAAAACGAUGGAGUCUGAAAAAUCAGAAAAGAUUAGCCAUUCUGAAAAAAGACGUUGCAAAUCCUUAGGUUUGUCAGCAAGCCGCUGCCAAAAUGUGUCAACCUCACCCCACCGUACCAGAUGCCAAAGUGAUUGUCGAGAUCGAAGUAAAGGACGUGAGAAAAGGCAUCGAUCCAAAGAUCUUACAGGGCAUAGGUCAUUGCAUCGUUCAGAUAAUAAGAAUUUAAUAAAACGUAAAUCAUCUCGUGAAAGGUUCCACUCCGUAGAAAAGAAACACGGUUCUCAACAUAAUCGCUCACCUCAGUCUUAUAGGGCUGAUGAAAAACGUUAUCAAGAAUCUUGGGGAAGAUCAAGAGAACAACGCAAAAUAUCUCAAAAUCGCGAUAAAGAUAGAUUUAAAGAUGAGAAUAUACCAAUUCUACCACAUUAUGUAGAACCAGUUCCUGUUCCUGUUUAUUACGCGAAUUUGCCUGCAAGGCCGAUAAUGAUGAGUCCAAUGAUUUCAGCAGGAGGACCUUGGAAUAGAAAUAGUCUUCCAAUUGGACCAAGGAUAACUUUCCCGCAUGGAUUCAUGCACCCGCACAUAUACAGACGAUUAAACCUAUCUUCAAAUUCAAGAUUCAAUCGAAUGUUCUGAUGAGAGGCAAAAUUAAAGGAUUGGUUCGUAGCAAGCAUCUUGAACUGCAAACUUUAUUUAGUUAUCAGUUGUAUUACACUUAUGUAACGCGUUGCGUAAGUUAGAUUUGACGUAUUUUCAUAUUCUUAUUUGAAAAAAAUGGUGAUUAUUUUAACUGUCCCAAAAAAAAAUUUGAACAAAGAGUUCCUAAAUCAAAAUGUGCGAACUUAAAUCUUCUCAUAUCUCGAUAUAAACUAAUAAAGGUCAAUAUUCCGGUUGAUUAACUCUGCUGAGACAUCUUUGUUAAAAUUUCUUUUAUCAGGACAGUCGAUAUGUGAUUACUUGUAUCAUUUAUAUUGUUACUCGAUUCGACACCAAUUCUAUGUAAAUAGUGUAUGGUAUUUCGCUAAAUAAAUGUUUUCAAUCAAAAU